Gongylonema pulchrum is the source of this 258-nucleotide messenger RNA. NCBI's taxonomy places the organism in Eukaryota, Metazoa, Nematoda, Chromadorea, Rhabditida, Gongylonematidae. The record is from the annotation of a GenBank genome assembly.
AUGCCGCCACAGAAAAGCUUGAUUGCCGAAUUGCUGGAGAAGCAAGCGAAAAUCGAGCAAGAGGCACGCAAGCCAGCGGUCGCUCCACCUCGCCCACGCAACAGCGCCUACUGUGACGUGGAUUUACAGAUCAGCGUAGGCAUUCUUUUCCUCUCCACUGCACUAGGUAAGUCAUCACAGGCAGUACGAGAUGCUCGCUUCGUAGUGGAACGAAGUCAGUUUGAAGUGGGUCGAGCAAAAAUUUUGCGACGAAAUUAA